Molecule: messenger RNA, 4506 nt
Organism: Pan troglodytes (chimpanzee)
Lineage: Eukaryota; Metazoa; Chordata; Mammalia; Primates; Hominidae
Gene: SART3
Product: spliceosome associated factor 3, U4/U6 recycling protein
Exons: 19
Coding region: 326-3271 (981 amino acids)
Biological process (GO): RNA processing
Cellular component (GO): nucleus
Molecular function (GO): RNA binding; protein binding
Source: RefSeq, a predicted model, not a curated record
CGCCAAAUUCUUCACUACAGACAUCACUCUCGCUCCAUGACUUCCUCUAUGGCUUCCACUUCCUGCCCAAAGACCCAACUUCUGUCCGAAGUUGUGGCGGAACGCAUGCCAUUAUAAUGAGUUUUUUUAUCUGGUGGGAGCUUUUACAAGGGUAUAAAAUAAUGUGAAUUUAGUGUAUGUGGAGAUUUUCCCGUUAUCUAAGUUCCCAGUUUCUCUUUCAAUGGCAAGAAAACGGGCUUUUGAUAAGGCGCGCGCCGCGGGCAGCUUCUGCCUCAGCCUGUCUUCCGCGGCCGCGGGAAGACCCGAGAGUCAUUAGAAGCGCAAGAUGGCGACUGCGGCCGAAACCUCGGCUUCAGAACCCGAGGCUGAGUCCAAGGCUGGGCCCAAGGCUGACGGAGAGGAGGAUGAGGUUAAGGCGGCUAGGACAAGGAGGAAGGUGUUAUCGCGGGCUGUGGCCGCUGCGACAUACAAGACCAUGGGGCCAGCGUGGGAUCAGCAGGAGGAAGGCGUGAGCGAGAGCGAUGGGGAUGAGUACGCCAUGGCUUCCUCCGCGGAGAGCUCCCCCGGGGAGUACGAGUGGGAAUAUGACGAAGAGGAGGAGAAAAACCAGCUGGAGAUUGAGAGACUGGAGGAGCAGUUGUCUAUCAACGUCUAUGACUACAACUGCCAUGUGGACUUGAUCAGACUGCUCAGGCUGGAAGGGGAGCUUACCAAGGUGAGGAUGGCCCGCGAGAAGAUGAGUGAAAUCUUUCCCUUGACUGAAGAGCUCUGGCUGGAGUGGCUGCAUGACGAGAUCAGCAUGGCCCAGGAUGGCCUGGACAGAGAGCAUGUGUAUGACCUCUUUGAGAAAGCCGUGAAGGAUUACAUUUGUCCUAACAUUUGGCUAGAGUAUGGCCAGUACUCAGUUGGUGGGAUUGGUCAGAAAGGUGGCCUUGAGAAAGUUCGCUCCGUGUUUGAAAGGGCUCUCUCGUCUGUUGGUUUACAUAUGACCAAAGGACUCGCCCUCUGGGAGGCUUACCGAGAGUUUGAAAGUGCGAUUGUGGAAGCUGCUCGGCCCGUAGCUGGCUUCCUUUCCCCUUUUGACCGGGAACAAACCUUUGAUUCACAGCUUGAGAAAGUCCACAGUCUUUUCCGGCGACAGUUGGCGAUCCCACUCUAUGAUAUGGAGGCCACAUUUGCAGAGUAUGAAGAAUGGUCAGAAGACCCAAUACCAGAGUCAGUAAUUCAGAACUAUAACAAAGCACUACAGCAGCUGGAGAAAUAUAAACCCUAUGAAGAAGCACUGUUGCAGGCAGAGGCACCAAGGCUGGCAGAAUAUCAAGCAUAUAUCGAUUUUGAGAUGAAAAUUGGCGAUCCUGCUCGCAUUCAGUUGAUCUUUGAGCGCGCCCUGGUCGAGAACUGCCUUGUCCCAGACUUAUGGAUCCGUUACAGUCAGUACCUAGAUCGACAACUGAAAGUAAAGGAUUUGGUUUUAUCUGUACAUAACCGCGCUAUUAGAAACUGCCCCUGGACAGUUGCCUUAUGGAGUCGGUACCUCUUGGCCAUGGAGAGACAUGGAGUUGAUCAUCAAGUAAUUUCUGUAACCUUCGAGAAAGCUUUGAAUGCCGGCUUCAUCCAGGCCACUGAUUAUGUGGAGAUUUGGCAGGCAUACCUUGAUUACCUGAGGAGAAGGGUUGAUUUCAAACAAGACUCCAGUAAAGAGCUGGAGGAGUUGAGGGCCGCCUUUACUCGUGCCUUGGAGUAUCUGAAGCAGGAGGUGGAAGAGCGUUUCAAUGAGAGUGGUGAUCCAAGCUGCGUGAUUAUGCAGAACUGGGCUAGGAUUGAGGCUCGACUGUGCAAUAACAUGCAGAAAGCUCGGGAACUCUGGGAUAGCAUCAUGACCAGAGGAAAUGCCAAGUACGCCAACAUGUGGCUAGAGUAUUACAACCUGGAAAGAGCGCAUGGUGACACCCAGCACUGCCGGAAGGCUCUGCACCGGGCCGUCCAGUGCACCAGUGACUACCCAGAGCACGUCUGCGAAGUGUUACUCACCAUGGAGAGGACAGAAGGUUCUUUAGAAGAUUGGGAUAUAGCUGUUCAGAAAACUGAAACCCGAUUAGCUCGUGUCAAUGAGCAGAGAAUGAAGGCUGCAGAGAAGGAAGCAGCCCUUGUGCAGCAAGAAGAAGAAAAGGCUGAACAACGGAAAAGAGCUCGGGCCGAGAAGAAAGCGUUAAAAAAGAAGAAAAAGAUCAGAGGCCCAGAGAAACGCGGAGCAGAUGAGGACGAUGAGAAAGAGUGGGGCGAUGAUGAAGAAGAGCAGCCUUCCAAACGCAGAAGGGUCGAGAACAGCAUCCCUGCAGCUGGAGAAACACAAAAUGUAGAAGUAGCAGCAGGGCCCGCUGGGAAAUGUGCUGCUGUAGAUGUGGAGCCCCCUUCGAAGCAGAAGGAGAAGGCAGCCUCCCUGAAGAGGGACAUGCCCAAGGUGCUGCACGACAGCAGCAAGGACAGCAUCACCGUCUUUGUCAGCAACCUGCCCUACAGCAUGCAGGAGCCGGACGCGAAGCUCAGGCCACUCUUCGAGGCCUGUGGGGAGGUGGUCCAGAUCCGACCCAUCUUCAGCAACCGUGGGGAUUUCCGAGGCUACUGCUAUGUGGAGUUUAAAGAAGAGAAAUCAGCCCUUCAGGCACUGGAGAUGGACCGGAAAAGUGUAGAAGGGAGGCCAAUGUUUGUUUCCCCCUGUGUGGAUAAGAGCAAAAACCCCGAUUUUAAGGUGUUCAGGUACAGCACUUCCCUAGAGAAACACAAGCUGUUCAUCUCAGGCCUGCCUUUCUCCUGUACUAAAGAGGAACUAGAAGAAAUCUGUAAGGCUCAUGGCACCGUGAAGGACCUCAGGCUGGUCACCAACCGGGCUGGCAAACCAAAGGGCCUGGCCUACGUGGAGUAUGAAAAUGAAUCCCAGGCAUCGCAGGCUGUGAUGAAGAUGGACGGCAUGACUAUCAAAGAGAACAUCAUCAAAGUGGCAAUCAGCAACCCUCCUCAGAGGAAAGUUCCAGAGAAGCCGGAGACCAGGAAGGCACCAGGUGGCCCCAUGCUUUUGCCGCAGACAUACGGAGCGAGGGGGAAGGGAAGGACGCAGCUGUCUCUACUGCCUCGUGCCCUGCAGCGCCCAAGUGCUGCAGCUCCUCAGGCUGAGAACGGCCCUGCCGCAGCUCCUGCAGUUGCCGCCCCAGCAGCCACCGAGGCACCCAAGAUGUCCAAUGCCGAUUUUGCCAAGCUGUUUCUGAGAAAGUGAACGGGACGCUGGGAGACAGGAAAUGCCUUACUUCACUCUGGCCCGGCGGACCUCCCACCACCCAGCAGUGCACUGGGGAUGGACAGGCCUGGUGUGCUGCCUGCUCGCAACCACAGAUGGCUCCUCGGCUUUAGACAGAAAGGGGAAUGGGUUCUAAGUCAAGAGCCUUUCAGUGCUCCCUCAUAUUGAGGGCAGUGGCAGAAAAGUGACCACUCUGCAGGCUGGGCCCAGGAUGUGGUGUCCUGAGAUAGUUUUGUAUCUUAAAGACUGAGGCACAGAAGUGAAACGAGAACACACUGUUUUUGAGACACAGUUGUCCAAAUGUUUCUGGCCAGCUCCGGCCCCUUUUUGUAUGACACUUCUCUUCCACCCUGCACAGCACAUGUGCCCGUCAUUCUUUUAAUUUUAAAAGAUGAAAUGGCAGAUGCUAGUAAUUCACAGAAUGGCCUCUUGUGGGGGUGGGUCUGAGGGAAGUCAGCUAUAAAACAUUUGCUGGAGUUUUGUUCAAUGGGGCUGUGCAUUUUUAUAUUAUGUGUUUGUAAAUGACAUGUCAGCCAUUGUUUCAUGUUUCCUAAAAGCAGAAUAUUUGCAACAUUUGUUUUGUAUAGGAAUUAUUUGUGCCACCUGCUGUGGACUGUUUUCUUUGCCUAGUGACUAGUGACCUGUGUUGUCUAAACAUGAGUUUCAGCCCUUUGGUUUUGUUUAAUACCAUGUCAAAUGCAAACUUCAAUUCUCCCCAUUUAGCUUUAUUAAACUGACGUUCUCUUCAAAACUUCUUGCUGAAUGGUACUCAGAUGUGCAUUCACAUACAGAUGUGUUUUGAAGUGGGUGUACCUUGCUUUACCUAAUAGAUGUGUAAAUAGAACUUUUGUAAGUCAAAUCCCAUUGUCACUUUGAUUUAAAUUAUUCCAGCUGUGAUGUGUCUUCAUUUUAUAGCAGUUUGACAUUGGAGCUUUUGAGCUUUUUUACCUCACAUCUUUUAUCAAAUAAUAUUUACUGCUUUGAAAACAGCAUUGGCCAGUUCAGUAGGGGAAGCUUGCUUUAUUAAGACACUCGAGAAAGACGUCAGGGAAUCCUUGUAUAUGUCAUGGGAAUCAACUCCUCAUUUAUCUGUUGUGUAAGUUUAAGUUUUUGUGCAUCAGUCGGGUUUUCUGUAUUUUUUUAACCUAACAUUUUUUAAUAUAACCGAUUAAAAAGUAGACAGAACAGUAAAAUAAACUCCUGUGUGCCUACCA